AUGUCCCGAGCAAAGAUAUCGGCAAUCGGGCUUGCUAGCGCGACUGUUGGCGCCAGUGGGGCUCUUCUUUACCAUUCCUACUCGGACGGAUCCAAACCCAAAAACGCGGCAGCUGUUCCACCCGCCCCAGGCAUAUCGACAAAAGCUCUGCCGGUUCAAACUUCAGCUCCGCUUCAAAUAUUCCCAGCAAGCUCCGACUUGGUGUCGCUUAACCACAAUGGCAUCUUGAAGUAUGGCUCACCAGGACCAGUGUUGGACGAGCUCAAGUCCUUGGCCCUGUGGGGAGCUUACGACCGUCGCACUCGAAAUCCUUGGUGGGUAGCUGAACAUAUCACAUCCGAGUCGGUGGCCCGGUCGGACGCAAAGCGCAACAACAGUGCUUUCUCAGAAGACAAGACAAUACCUCUGGCUUUUAGGGCGCGACUGAAAGACUAUUCGCACUCUGGCUACGAUCGCGGCCACCAAGUCCCAGCUGCCAAUGCAAACUGGUCCCAACAAGCUAUGGAUGACACAUUUAAGCUGACGAAUAUGUGCCCGCAAGUUGGCGAGGGCUUCAAUCGCCACUAUUGGUCGAGAUUCGAGAAUUUCUGCCGCAAUUUGACUCAGAAAUAUCCGUCCGUUCGCAUUGUGACUGGUCCUCUCUAUCUGCCAAAAAAAGACGACGAAGGGAAAUGGCGUGUAAGCUAUGAAGUGAUCGGAGAUCCUCCAAAUGUCUCAGUUCCGACCCACUUUUUCAAAAUCAUCUUUGCUGAAAACGAAGAUACCACGAACGAGGAUACGAGCAAAGUCGCAGUCGGUGCAUUUGUACUGCCCAACGCUUCUAUUGACAACAAAAAACUCCUCGCAGACUUCGAGGUAGACAUCGAGAUAGUUGAGCGGGCUAGUGGACUUCAAUUUGCCGAGCAACUAGCAUUGGAGAGACGGAAACGGCUUUGCGGAGAAGUGAAAUGUGAUGUCAGCGUAAGAAACUUUCGUGAAGCAUCGGCAAAGCCCAAGCUGUAA
Molecule: messenger RNA, 1002 nt
Organism: Penicillium salamii
Lineage: Eukaryota; Fungi; Ascomycota; Eurotiomycetes; Eurotiales; Aspergillaceae
Source: the annotation of a GenBank genome assembly